Molecule: messenger RNA, 911 nt
Organism: Chaetomium strumarium
Lineage: Eukaryota; Fungi; Ascomycota; Sordariomycetes; Sordariales; Chaetomiaceae
Product: endo-beta1,4-xylanase A
Exons: 2
Coding region: 220-879 (219 amino acids)
Biological process (GO): xylan catabolic process
Molecular function (GO): hydrolase activity, hydrolyzing O-glycosyl compounds
Source: RefSeq, a predicted model, not a curated record
UCCACGGGGACUGUCUCCCUGAAGCCGGGAACAAGGUGGUUGAAGGACCGGGGGGGUUGUUGGGCGAGCGCAAGGGUUUGGGUGUAUAACACCAGUAUAUAUUGGGACAUCUUCUCUCGAAUCUGGUAUCCGUCUUCCUCGCCACCUCUAGCAUCACAGUACCGCAGUAACCGCAGCUUCGCAGUAUCAUAGUCUCCAGUCAACCCGCAAGCAACAAACAUGGUCUCCCUCAAGGCUCUCCUCCUCGGCGCCGCCGGUGCCCUGGCGUUCCCGUUCAACGUUACUGAGAUGAACGAGCUCGUCGCACGCGCGGGCACCCCGAGCGGCACCGGCACGCACAACGGCUACUUCUACUCGUUCUGGACCGACGGCGGCGGCAACGUCAACUACCAGAACGGCGCGGGCGGCUCCUACAGCGUGCAGUGGCAGAACUGCGGCAACUUUGUUGGCGGCAAGGGCUGGAACCCCGGCGCGGCCCGCACCAUCAACUACUCGGGCAGCUUCAACCCGCAGGGCAACGGCUACCUGGCCAUCUACGGGUGGACCAAGAACCCGCUGGUCGAGUACUACAUCGUCGAGUCGUUCGGCAACUACGACCCGUCGUCGCAGGCCAGCAAGUUCGGCACGAUCCAGCAGGACGGCAGCACCUACACGGUGGCCAAGACGCGCCGCGUGAACCAGCCGUCCAUCAUCGGCACCGCCACCUUCGACCAGUUCUGGUCCGUCCGCCAGAACAAGCGCACCUCGGGCUCCGUCAACGUCGGCGCCCACUUCAACGCCUGGGCCAAGGCCGGCCUGCAGCUCGGCUCCCACGACUACCAGAUCGUCGCCACCGAGGGCUACCAGAGCAGCGGUUCUUCGUCCAUCACCGUGUCGUAAAAAAAGGCUGCCGGAAUCUGCGAGUGGGGGGA